UGGAAGGAAGCCUGUUCAUCAAAAUUCCUCACCUUGUUGACAGAAGCGCUUCCUUCUCUCUUCCACCGUCCCUCACUCCGACCAGAUUCCGAUCAAAGAUGCAGGCUCUUUCCAGGCGUCUAGCGCAGCAGCAGAGUCUCAGCUCUUCUUCCUCAAUUUAUUCUCUCAAGUUUAUAUACCCUCUUUCUCAUCACUAUUCUGGGGCUGAUCGUCCACGAUAUGAUUCCACCUUGGCUACGAGGGGAGUCGGACACCUUGUCCGCAAGGGCACUGGUGGGAGAUCGUCCGUCAGUGGGAUUGUGGCUACUGUCUUUGGAGCUACUGGAUUCCUUGGCCGUUAUGUUGUGCAGCAACUAGCUAAAAUGGGGUCCCAAGUUUUAGUCCCUUUUCGAGGUUCUGAAGAUUCACCUCGUCAUCUUAAAUUAAUGGGAGAUCUGGGACAGAUAGUACCAAUGAAAUACAAUCCAAGAGAUGAAAGUUCAGUAAAAGCUGUAAUGGCAAAGGCUAACGUAGUCCUUAAUCUUAUUGGAAGAGAGUAUGAAACAAGAAACUACAGCUUUGAGGAAGUGAAUCAUUCCAUGGCAGAACAACUUGCCACGAUUGCCAAAGAACAUGGUGGUAUCUUGAGAUUUAUACAAGUUUCCUGCCUGGGUGCAUCUUCAUCAUCUCCAUCCAGAUUUCUAAGAGCUAAAGCUGCUGCUGAGGAAUCUGUUUUAAAGGCAUUCCCCGAGGCUACAAUUUUGAGACCUGCAGCUAUGAUUGGUACAGAGGACCGUAUUAUGAAUACAUGGGCACAUUUUGCUAAAAAAUAUGGCUUUAUUCCCCUCUUUGGAGAUGGAUCUACAAAAAUCCAACCUGUGUAUGUUGUUGAUGUUGCCGCUGGAAUUGUUUCAGCCUUGAAAGAUGAUGGCACCAGCAUUGGAAAAGUCUAUGAACUUGGUGGUCCAGAGAUCUAUACGGUGCAUGAAUUGGCAGAAAUUAUGUACGACAUGAUCCGUGAAUGGCCUCGCUACCUGAAAGUCCCUUUCCCUAUUGCAAAGGCAAUUGCUACCCCCCGAGAAAUAUUGCUCAACAAAGUCCCAUUUCCGUUACCAACGCCAUCCAUUUUCAAUCUGGAUCAGAUCCUUGCUCUAACACAAGAUACAGUUGUUUCUGAAAAUGCAUUGACUUUCAAUGAUCUUGGGAUUGUACCACAUAAGUUGAAGGGAUAUCCUGUCGAGUAUCUUAUAUCAUACCGGAAAGGUGGCCCGCAAUUUGGUUCAACAGUCAGUGAACGAGUCUCUCCUGAUUCUUUUCCAUAGGCUUCACUUGAAUUUUCUUCGAAGCCCUCCCCCCCGGAUAUUUUGUAUUAACUUAGUUCGAAAGCUUCAAGAACGGCCUGGUUUAUGUGUCCAUUUGUUAAAAUAAAAUGGAGAACGUUUCGAGUUCAACCCUCAUGUAUUCUUAUCUUCUUCAUUCAUGGUUUAGUUGAAUGCACAGUAUAUUUGGUGUCGUAAUUAAUAAAGGCUGGGAUGCUUGGUUAGAGCAUCUAUGAUCAUAAAA
Messenger RNA from Benincasa hispida (wax gourd), 1542 nucleotides. RefSeq names its product NAD(P)-binding Rossmann-fold superfamily protein. NCBI's taxonomy places the organism in Eukaryota, Viridiplantae, Streptophyta, Magnoliopsida, Cucurbitales, Cucurbitaceae. Gene Ontology annotation, molecular function: protein-containing complex binding. Gene Ontology annotation, cellular component: mitochondrion. The record is from RefSeq and is a predicted model, not a curated record.